Molecule: messenger RNA, 2590 nt
Organism: Nerophis lumbriciformis (worm pipefish)
Lineage: Eukaryota; Metazoa; Chordata; Actinopteri; Syngnathiformes; Syngnathidae
Product: prostaglandin D2 receptor 2
Biological process (GO): positive regulation of cytosolic calcium ion concentration; complement receptor mediated signaling pathway; phospholipase C-activating G protein-coupled receptor signaling pathway
Cellular component (GO): plasma membrane
Molecular function (GO): G protein-coupled receptor activity; complement receptor activity
Source: RefSeq, a predicted model, not a curated record
GUUUGGAAAAGUUUGAACCGUCAUAAUUUUAUACGCCACCAACUAAAAAUCCUGACCGACUGAAUCAGUGGAUAUACUGACUCUCAACUCAGCGACAUUGCUAGGAAGACAUGAGCAACGAUGUCAAACACCACCUUCAACUCGGAGGAAGGGCGUUUCUGCCCCCUGCUUCAGCUCAUGCAGCAGCACGCCCUGAACAACCACACCAGCUCCAACUGGAUUGUGGUUUGCUUCCACGGCCUGAUCUCCUGCUUGGGCAUACUGGAAAACGCUUUGAUCCUGUGGGUGGUGGGUUUCCGCCUUCAUCGCCGUACCGUGGCCUCGGUCUGGGUGCUCAACCUGGCCAUGUCCGAUUUCCUCGCCACCCUCACACUUCCCCUCUUCACCCUUUACCUGAGCUCCUCUCAUAGCUGGGAGCUGGGCAACCCGCUCUGCAAAAUACAAGCGUCCAUAUUUUUCCUGAACAUGUUCGUGUCCGCCUUCCUGCUGGCCGCCAUUUCACUCGACCGGUGCUUUCUGGUUUCCAAACCAGUGUGGUGCCAGAACCAUCGAUCUGUGGCGGGAGCGUGGAGGGUGUGCCUGCUAGCUUGGUUAUGGGCCGCUGUCAACACAUUCCCUUACUCCCUGUUCCGCUCUGUGACCGAGACGGCGGAUGACAGGAAACUGUGCUAUCACAAUUUUGCCUUGUAUCGGUCCUCCGAAGCCACGCUGGAGAAAGUCUGCGCAGUGCGCCAAACGGCAACGACCGUCUCAAAGCUGCUGCUGGCGUUCCUGAUUCCCCUUGCCGUGAUCGCUGGAAGCUACAUCAGGAUCGGUCUCAGCUUGAUGAACAGGAACCGCAGGUGGACCCAGCAGAGUACCAGGUUGCAGACGUCAUUAAUGGGCUCAAAUCAUCAGGACGGAUCAAAUCCUUCAAAGACUAUUUCUCCAAAGCGGACAACCUUUAGUGGGUCUUUAUCUUUGACUCCUACGUCCUCGUCUCCUCUCAACAAUCACAGCCAGCUGUCCCAGAGCUUCACUAGGAUGGUGACUUUAGUGAUCACAGUAUUUGCAUUCUGCUGGGCUCCCUAUCACAUCUUCUGUGUGAUCGAGGUGUCCGCUCUUUACCGCAGAGACAACCUCAAACUGGUCGAGGUAGGACUGCCCCUCGCCACAACCUUCACCUUUCUGAAUUCGGUGUUGAAUCCCGUAGUGUACGCCUUCAGCUGCCCGCACUUUUGUGUGCGAAUACGACAAAGUCUGGGAGCCGUCUUCGAUGGACUCGUCGAGGAGGGAGGAGGGAAACUGUUAGGUCCCACGCGAAGUUUACGAGCUCAUAUUAGAGAAAGGAGCAGACAAGGUGUUACGCCUGGAUCGCCGUCGAGUCCGAAAUCAGGAAAGACUCAGCCUGACUCUCCACCCGCCUUCUGACAACCAGUAUGAGGAAACGCAAUCAAGACGAUGAUUAUGACUUUGUGUCUGAUGCAUGCUGCACCCAAAUAAACUGGGCCUCUUUAUGUCAUUUUUUUAUCUGAUCCGAUUUUCUUUUCCGAUCUGGUUUUUGAGUACCAAUUCUACGGUGGCCAACAGGGGAAAACAAUCUGAAGCGUCCUAAACACAUACAAAUCGCCAAAACACAAUAUCAUCACCAUGGAGUGUCAGGCCUGUUUGCAGGCAGCGAUGAUCAGGGCUCUCCAGUCUUCUCUGUCGUCCACCUAAUGUAUGAGUUCUAUAUUGUUGAUGUUUCUGAUAAAACUUCUCAGGCUGUUGAUGUAUGUUGUUUGUUGUCGACCUUGAGCUUUCUUUCCUACUAGUUUUCCGGUUACUCCCAGGGGGUGAUCAGGGGUGCCGGGUCAAAUUCAGAGGAUAAUUUCACCACACCUAGUGUGUGCGUGACAAUCAUUGGUACAUUAAUUUAACUUUAAUAUACAUUUUUCUAAGCUGUCAUUUCUGUGGGGCCGCAUAGCUCGGUUGGUAGAGUGACCGUGCCAGCACCUUGAGGGUUCCAGGUUCGAUCCCUGCUUCUGCCAUGCUAGUCACUGCCGUUGUGUCCUUGGGCAAGACACUUUACCCACCUUCUCCCAGUGCCACCCACACUGGUUUAAGUGUAACUGAGAUAUUGGGUUUCACUAUGUAAAAGCGCUUUGAGUCACUAGAGAAAAGUGCUAUAUAAAUAUAAUUCACUUCACUUCACUAAUAUAUGUCUGAGGAAUUUCAGCAGCCUAUUCCGUAUUGUUACGAUAAGAGUUAUUUUUGUUUUUGCUCAUGCCAAUACCUCUUCAUUACUUCAUUACUAUAAGACAAUAUACAAGGGGUGUUCCGAUUCCGAAUCCGAUUCCAUGAGUGAGAUCGGCCGAUACCAUUACUGAUACCAAUCAUGUGUUAACAUUUUUUUAUGUAUUUAUGGUGAGUGCUAUUGACAGUUCAACAACUUGAACACAAUAUUCAAAGUUGUUUCCUUUACUCUUUUAUUACAUACAAUUGUUUGAGCAAAGUGAGUGUGAAUGUUGUUUGUUUAUCUGUGUUGGCGCUGCGAUGAGGCGGCAACUUGUCCAGGGUAGUACCCCGUCGAAUGCAGCUGGGAUCGACUCCAGCCACCCCCACGACCCUG